Penicillium antarcticum is the source of this 1599-nucleotide messenger RNA. Its product is annotated as PH domain protein. The record is from RefSeq and is a predicted model, not a curated record. Lineage: Eukaryota; Fungi; Ascomycota; Eurotiomycetes; Eurotiales; Aspergillaceae. Bases 1 to 1599 code for a protein of 532 amino acids. The transcript has 3 exons.
AUGUCUACCCCGGCGAGCCCCGCAGAUGUUAAGCUGCCACAGCGGUCUGGCACUGUGAGCAGCGGCUUCACUCGGCGUACUUCGAUGAGUGAUGAUGAGGCUAUUCCCGAUACUGAUAGCAGUGAGACUACCACUCUCCUGCUUGAGCGUCUCCGCGCUUGGAAGCACAUGUGCGGAUAUCUCGAGGAUUAUUUCGCUGUCACGGCCAAGAUCCAGAAGUCUCAGUCUAAGGAUUAUGAGAAGAUCUUGAAGACCGUCAACGAACCCCUCAAGGAAGGCCACCACUUCAGCUCCAGCGCUGGCGGUGUGACAGGUCUGUUUGAGAACAUCCGCAACAACACCCAGGGCAUGGUGAACAUGUACCUGGACGGCGAAAACAAUCUCAAGAAAGGCGUCCUCCCCGCUCUCGAGCGUCUCCACAAAGAGAUCAAGAACAAGUCCAAGGAGCUCAGCUCCGGCGCCUCAAAAGGCGCCAAGGCAGUCGAGAAAGCCCGCGGCCUAACCCAGAAGCACAUCGAGCUCCUAGGCCAGAACUCGGCCUCAUUCGACUCCGCAGCCUCGCAUAAGAUCGAGCACCAGCACGACCCCUACCUCCUCAAACGCGGCAUCAACCACCGCCUCAACAACCAGGUCAACGAGGAAAACAACCACCGCCAGGACAUCCUCGCCGUGCAAAACUCCUUCCAACAAUUCGAAGCCCACGUCCUCCAGACCGUCCAAGGAACCAUGGAACAAUUCCACCAACACAUGGGCGGCCAGCUCGAACGCCAGCGCGCAAUGUACGCCGACAUCCUCGGCACAGCUCAGCGCAUCCCCCCAGACUACGAAUGGAUCAACUUCUGCGUGCGCAACGACGCAACCCUAGUCAACCCAGACUCCCCACCGCGCUCCUUCUCAAGCAUCACCUUCCCAAACAUGGACCACCGCGCCACUCAGCCUCUCAUCGAGGGUUCGCUUGAGCGCCGCUCCCGCGCCAUGAUCAAGGGCUACAGCACAGGCUACUAUGUCGUCACUCCAGCACGCUACCUGCACGAGUUCAAAGACAACGACGACUUCCGCCGCGACCCAUCUCCAGAACUCUCCCUCUACCUGCCAGACUGCAUCGUCGGCGCAAUCGACGGUGUCAAGUUCAACGUCAAGGGUAAGGAUGUCUCCUCGGGCAAGAUCGGGAACGCCUUCCACACAAACACCGAACUCAGCUUCAAGGCUCAUACCCCCAACGACGCCGAGCAGUGGUGGUCCAUCAUCAAGGACGCAACCCGCGGCCCAGCCGCCGCCGCUCCGGCCGCCGCUGCUGCUACCGCUACCUCGCCCACAGCCACUUCCCCAGCCGCAGGUGGCCCGGUUAGUCCCGCGCGCAGCGUCUCAGACCAGAACCAGCAGCCACCCAUUUAUGCCGAGAACGAGAAGCAGGUCGAAGGACAGACUUCCGGCGUGGCGUCGACUUCGCCUACGGCUACUUCCCCUGCUGCGGCUUCUCCUGUUGAGGCUAGGGACAAGGCUCCUACCCCUGGUAUCAGUCGUACUGCUAGUACUGCUAGCCACUUCCACGGUUCGCCGGGUGGUUCGGCUGUGCAGGAGAAGGCUGAGAAGUCGUAA